Messenger RNA from Limanda limanda (common dab), 9213 nucleotides. It is a transcript of the gene cacna1bb, whose product is annotated as calcium channel, voltage-dependent, N type, alpha 1B subunit, b. Gene Ontology annotation, biological process: calcium ion import across plasma membrane; chemical synaptic transmission. Gene Ontology annotation, cellular component: voltage-gated calcium channel complex; membrane; neuronal cell body. The record is from RefSeq and is a predicted model, not a curated record. Gene Ontology annotation, molecular function: high voltage-gated calcium channel activity. NCBI's taxonomy places the organism in Eukaryota, Metazoa, Chordata, Actinopteri, Pleuronectiformes, Pleuronectidae.
AUGAAGAGAGCGCUUCCUCGGAUCUCCAGAUGGGCAGAGACACGAUCCACGGUGGAGUAUGCGGUGCGCUCGGCCACGUUGGGCUCCUGGAGGAUGCUGACCCUGGGGGUGGAGUAUGAGGACACCUGGGCCGGGUCACCUGCCAGGGUUCCCCGGGGAGAGGAUCCACCAGGACCCGGGGAGCCGGAGGAACCAGAGGAACCAGAGGAACCAGAGGAGCCAUCUGAGCCAUCGUGGACAGAUGUGGAGAAAAGCACCUGCAGCAAGUUCCACUCAGUUUUACAUCUGGAUGGAUUCAACACGUCUGGGAGGAGAGAUGGUGUCGAUCAGCUGAUCUGGAGACACGAGACCCUCAACAGUUCCCCAUGGGCCCAAAGGAUGCCUCGCUUCGGAGAGGACCGCUAUGGAGGAGGAGGAGGAGGAGGAGGGAGAGGAGGAGGAGGACCGGGAGGAGGAGGGCGAGGGGGAGCCCGGGGAGGUGGAGGUGGAGGAGGUGGUGCCGGAGGAGGAGGACCAGGAGGAGGUGCCCCUGGCGGCCAGAGGAUGUACAAGCAGUCCAUGGCCCAGCGAGCCCGGACCAUGGCCAUCUACAACCCGAACCCGGUGAAGCAGAACUGCUUCACGGUCAACCGCUCGCUCUUCAUCUUCCGGGAGGACAACCUCAUCAGGAAGUACGCCAAGCGCAUCACGGAGUGGCCUCCAUUUGAAUAUCUGAUCCUCGCCACGAUCAUCGCCAACUGCAUCGUCCUGGCGCUGGAGCAGCACCUGCCGGCCAGCGACAAGACGCCCAUGUCCGAGCGCCUGGAUGACACAGAGCCCUACUUUAUUGGAAUAUUCUGUUUCGAGGCCGCCAUUAAGAUCAUCGCCCUGGGCUUCGCGUUCCACAAAGGCUCCUACCUCCGCAACGGCUGGAAUGUAAUGGACUUCGUGGUGGUCCUCACGGGAAUCUUGGCCACGGUGGGUUCAGACUUCGACCUGAGGACGCUGCGGGCGGUCCGGGUGCUGAGACCCCUGAAACUCGUAUCAGGAAUCCCAAGUCUCCAGGUGGUCCUGAAGUCCAUCAUGAAAGCCAUGGUCCCUCUGCUGCAGAUCGGCCUGCUGCUCUUCUUCGCCAUCGUGAUGUUUGCCAUCAUCGGGGUGGAGUUCUACAUGGGAAAGUUCCACACCACCUGCUUCAGGCUCGACACCGGUGAGAAAGCAGUGGAUUGGCCGUGUGGACUCGAGCCUCCGGCCAGGACGUGUCCCAACGGCACCGUGUGCAGAGAGUACUGGACCGGACCCAACUUCGGGAUCACCAACUUCGACAACAUCCUGUUCGCGGUGCUCACGGUGUUCCAGUGCAUCACCAUGGAGGGCUGGGUGGAGAUCCUCUACAGCACCAACGAUGUGGCAGGAAACACCUGGAACUGGCUGUACUUCAUCCCUCUCAUCAUCAUCGGCUCGUUCUUCAUGCUCAACCUGGUGCUCGGCGUCCUGUCAGGAGAAUUUGCCAAAGAGAGAGAGCGAGUGGAGAAGAGACAGGAGUUCCUGAAGCUCCGGAGGCAGCAGCAGAUCGAACGAGAGCUGACCGGAUACUUGGAGUGGAUCUGCAAAGCGGAGGAGGUGUUGCUGGAGGAGGAGGAGGAGAUCGCAGAGGAGAAGUCUCCGCUGGACGGCGCCUGGUACAAGAGGAAACAAAACCUGCCAGUUCUGAAACGAGGCAAAGUCAAGAAAGGUAAAAACGACCUGAUCGGAGCCGAGGACGGGGAGGAUCCUUUCGCCGACCUCUCCUCCGUCGCUCCUCCCGGCUCUCCGUUCGGCCGAGCCAGCGUGAAGAGCGGCGGGAAGAUGGACGGCUCCUCCUACUUCCGCCGCAAGGAGAAGAGGAUCCGCUUCUUCAUCCGCCGCAUGGUGAAGGCGCAGAGCUUCUACUGGAUCGUCCUGUGUCUGGUGGGACUCAACACGCUGUGUGUGGCCAUCGUCCACUACGACCAACCCGACUGGCUCACCAGGGCCCUGUACACAGCAGAGUUUGUGUUCCUGGGUUUGUUCCUGAGUGAGAUGAGCUUGAAGAUGUACGGCCUCGGAGCGCGGAACUAUUUCCAUUCCUCCUUUAACUGCUUUGAUUUCGGGGUGAUCGUGGGAAGUAUCUGUGAGGUGAUCUGGGACAUGAUCAAACCCGGAGCUUCGUUUGGGAUCAGCGUGCUACGAGCCCUGCGGCUGCUCCGGAUAUUCAAAGUCACCAAAUACUGGAACUCGCUGAGGAACCUGGUGGUUUCCCUCCUGAACUCCAUGAAGUCCAUCAUCAGCCUGCUCUUCCUCCUCUUCCUCUUCAUCGUGGUCUUCGCUCUGCUGGGCAUGCAGCUCUUUGGAGGACAGUUUAACUUUGAAGAGGAGACGCCGACAACCAACUUUGAUACGUUCCCAGCCGCCAUCCUCACUGUGUUCCAGAUCCUGACCGGCGAGGACUGGAACGCCGUCAUGUACCACGGGAUCGAGUCCCAGGGCGGCGUGCGGCGCGGCAUGUUCUCCUCCGUCUACUUCAUCGUGCUCACGCUGUUCGGGAACUACACCCUCCUGAACGUCUUCUUGGCCAUCGCCGUCGACAACCUGGCCAACGCACAGGAGCUGACGAAGGACGAGGAGUUGCAGGAGGAGGCGGCCAAUAAGAAGCUGGCCCUGCAGAAAGCCCUGGAGGUCAAGGAGGUCAGCCCCAUGUCGGCGGCCAACAUCUCCAUCGCUGCUUUUGUAAAGCAAAAUCGAGAUGCACUCUCUCGCAGGUCGUCCAUCAACAGCAUUCAGUCACUGAGUUACACUGUCUACUCCUCCCCCGCCCGACGAAUCUUGAGCAAGGAUCCGCAGCGCUCGGGGAAGAGCAUGUCGGUGUGGGAGCAGAGGACCAAUCAGCUGAGGAGACACAACGUCCGGUCGAGCAGCGAGGCGCUGUUCAACGAGCUGGAGCCCGAGGAGCGCCUCCGCAUGGCGUCCGCCCUCCACCUCCACCCGGACAUGAAGACCCACCUGGACCGGCCCCUGGUGGUGGAGGCCAGGAACGGAGACAAACCCAGCAGGCCUCCCGAAGGGGGGGGCCGGGACGAGGACGGCACGGGAGACAACAACAACUCCUCCCACGCUCACGCCCGGAAGCAUCACCGCCACCGGGACAGGAACGGAGACGGAGGCGACGCCAGGGGGGGGCGGCACCACACCCACCACAGCAGGAGCCGGGACCACAAGGCCGACAACCAGACCAAGGAGAGGAGGGCGGAGAGGAGCCACAGCCACGAGGGGGGGCAGGGACACCGGCACCACCACCAGGCCGGCUCCCCCGAGGAGGAGAACCACGACCUGCAAGGAGGAGGAGGAGGAGGAGAGGAAAGAGGGCGUCGCCAUCACCACGCCCAUCGUCCGGCCAGAGAGGGGAACGGGACGAUAGGGAACGGAGCCCAGGGAGAGAGGAGGGCCAGAGGAGGAGGAGGAGGAGGAGGAGGAGGAGGAGGAGGAGGAGGAGGAGGAGGAGGAGGAGGAGGAGGGGAUAGUAACGGAGAGAGGAAGGGCCGCUGCUCUCGGAUGGUUCGAGCUCAGUCGACUCUGGAUGGAGACGACUGCAGGAGGAGCAGAAACGGCGCCCGAGGCCACAGGGAGAACCAGCCAGAUGCCGAGGACAGCGGCCUGGCCUCCAGUCCUCUGCAGCUCAGGCGCAGCAGCCUGAGUCUGGGGGAGAAGCAAGAGGACGCCGACAACCAGAAGAACUCCACCCGGGCCAGCCAGGCCGGCCUGAACAGCAGCAACGCCAUCCACAUCCCGGUCACCAUCACCUCGCCCGGGGAGACCGCCAUCAUUCCCAUGAACAGCAUCGACUGUGACAACGUUCAAAUCAGCGACGAGAAGAAGGAUCUGGAGGAAGAGGAGGCGGCUAAUGGGCCUCGGCAGAUCCUCCCCUACAGCUCCAUGUUCGUCUUCGGGCAAACGAACCCGGUGCGGCGGCUGUGUCACUACGUGGUCAACCUGCGGUACUUCGAGAUGUGCAUCCUGAUGGUCAUCACCAUGAGCAGCAUCGCCCUGGCAGCCGAGGACCCGGUGCAGGCCAACGCGCCGCGCAACAACGUUCUGAAGUAUCUGGAUUACGUCUUCACCGGAGUCUUCACAUUCGAGAUGGUGAUUAAGAUGAUUGACUUGGGGCUGCUGCUGCACCCGGGCGCGUAUUUCCGUGACCUGUGGAACAUCCUGGACUUCAUCGUGGUCAGCGGAGCGCUGGUGGCCUUCGCCUGCUCGAGCCUCAUGGGAUCCCAGCACAGCGUGGCCAGAGGAACCAAAGGCAAGGACAUCAACACCAUCAAGUCCCUCCGGGUCCUGCGGGUCCUGCGGCCACUCAAGACCAUUAAGCGUCUGCCCAAGCUGAAGGCCGUGUUUGACUGUGUGGUGAACUCCCUGAAGAACGUCCUGAACAUCCUCAUCGUCUACAUGCUCUUCAUGUUCAUCUUCGCCGUCAUCGCCGUGCAGCUCUUCAAGGGGAAAUUCUUCUACUGCACAGACGAGUCCAAGGGUCUGGAGAAGGACUGCAGGGGUCAGUUUCUGGACUAUGGCCGGGACGACGUGGCAGCUCAGCCCCGAGAGUGGAAGAAAUAUGAGUUCCACUACGAUAACGUUCUCUGGGCCUUUCUGACGCUCUUCACCGUCUCCACCGGGGAAGGCUGGCCCAUGGUCCUGAAACACUCGGUGGACGCCACCUACGAGGACCAGGGCCCCAGCCCGGGCUUCCGCAUGGAGACCUCCAUCUUCUACGUGGUCUACUUCGUGGUCUUCCCCUUCUUCUUCGUCAACAUCUUCGUGGCUCUGAUCAUCAUCACGUUCCAGGAGCAAGGGGACAAGGCCAUGUCGGAGUGCAGCCUGGAGAAGAACGAGCGAGCGUGUAUCGACUUCGCCAUCAACGCCAAACCGCUGACGAGGUACAUGCCAGCGAACAAGCUGUCCUUCCAGUACAAGAUGUGGAAGUUCGUGGUGUCGCCGCCGUUCGAGUACGCCAUCAUGACUCUGAUCGCCCUCAACACGGUGGUGCUGAUGAUGAAGUUCUACGGAGCUCCAGACCUGUACGAGUCGAUGCUGAAGUACUUAAACAUCCUCUUCACAGCGCUCUUCACUCUGGAGUGCAUCCUCAAGAUCAUUGCCUUCGGCCCUCUGAACUACCUGAAAGCAGCGUGGAACGUGUUUGACUUUGUGACCGUGAUCGGGAGCAUCACAGACAUCGUGGUCACGGAGGUGAAGGUACGUAAAAUGAUCAACCUGAGUUUUCUGCGUCUGUUUCGAGCCGCUCGCCUCAUCAAGCUGCUGCGACAGGGCUACACCAUCCGCAUCCUGCUGUGGACCUUCGUGCAGUCCUUCAAGGCGCUGCCGUACGUCUGCCUCCUCAUCGCCAUGCUCUUCUUCAUCUACGCCAUCAUCGGAAUGCAGGUGUUUGGGAACAUCGAGCUGAAUGAAGACACGGCCAUCAACCUCCACAACAACUUCCAGACCUUCUUCCAGGCGCUGACGCUUCUCUUCAGGAGUGCGACGGGCGAGGCGUGGCACGAGAUCAUGUUGUCGUGUCUCAGUAACCGGCCGUGUGACCGACUCUCAGGGACGGGGGGGAAGGAGUGCGGCAGCGACUUCGCCUACUUCUACUUCGUCUCCUUCAUCUUCCUCUGCUCCUUCCUGAUGUUGAACCUCUUUGUCGCCGUCAUCAUGGACAACUUCGAGUACCUGACCAGGGACGCCUCCAUCCUGGGGCCGCAUCACCUGGACGAGUUCAUCCGCGUGUGGGCGGAGUACGACCCGGCGGCGUGCGGGAGGAUUGUCUAUCAGGAUAUGUACAAAUUGUUGCGUUUUAUCUCUCCUCCUCUGGGUCUGGGGAAGAAGUGCCCGAACAGGGUGGCCUAUAAGCGACUGGUGAAGAUGAACAUGCCCAUCGCCGAUGACAACACGGUUCACUUCACCUCCACGCUCAUGGCUCUGAUCCGCACGGCGCUGGAGAUCAAGCUGGCAUCUGGGGUCCUGGCGCAGCGGUUGUGCGACGCCGACCUGAAGAGGGAGCUGAACCGGGUUUGGCCGAACCUGUCGCAGAAGACCGUGGACGUGCUGGUGACGCCGCACAAGUACAACGAGCUGACGGUGGGGAAAGUUUACGCCGCCUUCAUGAUCUUCGACUACUACAAACAGAACCGAGCCAAGCGUCUCCAGCAGCUGCAGCAUCCAGCCGGAGGAGCUCAGAGUAAAAUGGGGACGCUGUUCCGUCCUGUGCUGCCGCUCACUCACAUACAGGAAGUAGAACCUCGGAUAUGCAGCCCCAAACAGCCCCUCCCUCCCCUGCCUGAGCCGGAGCGUACGCCAGAGGCCCCGCCCAUUACCGCCAUCACAACCACCACGUCGUCCACGUCGAUAAACAGGGACGCAAUAUUGAUCCAGCGGGGGGGCAUCAGACACUCGCAGUCCGGGGACGUGUCCCAGGGGGCGCCGCGGCCCCGAGGCCUCAGGAAGCUGCAGAGGGGUCAGUCGGAGGACGUUCCCUAUUACACCAGACCUCAGGAGCUGGUGGAGCUGAAGCCGGUGGAGGACCUCUCGGACUCGGAGGGACGUCCCAGCCUGGAGGGACACUACCGAGCGGCGUCUCUCCCCCGGCUCAACGCAGAGUACUACCGGAUCCACCCUCGCCACGCCCCUGGGACCCACCUGGCACCGAUCGUCGACCUCAGUCCCAUCCGGCGCUCGGCGUCCUCGCUGACGCCACAGCGCCACCUGGAGGACGGGCUGAGUGAGUACGACCUGGAGCGGCUGGGCCUGGCUCCGGCCUCCACGGGUCAGGACCGAGCCCACCACCACCACCACCACCACCACCGCUGCCAUCGACGCAGGGACAAGGACAAAGACAACCAGCAGAAGUCUCUGGACAGGACCGAGUCGGUUCAGCCGUCCAGCACCGUCGAUUCGUUCACAGACCCGUCGGCUGAAGGUUUGUCCAGAGAGCGAGCGAGAGAGCGGGACCGCAGCCGGCCUCACGAGCGCAGACACCACUCCUCCGCCGGAGAGAAGCAGCGCUACUACUCGUGCGAGCGCUACGGCAGCCGGGAGCAGUGCCACGCCCGCUCGGCCGGCCCCAGUCGCUCCACGUCGCCCGGCGAGGGGCAGGACGCCGGAUUGCUCAAACAGUACGGAAGCGGCGUGGUCAAAGCGGGCGCUGGGACGCUCCCGUCUGAUUCCAGCACGCCGGGCCGGAGUCGCCGGCAGCUGCCACAGACGCCGCUCACCCCUCGUCCUGCCGUGACCUACAAGACCGCCAACUCCUCGCCUCUCCCGUCCGCUGCCGGCACCUCUACGAAGGUGCACCAGACUCGCUUCAGCCGUGGCCUUUCAGAGCACGAGCGCUUGUACGUGGACCACAACGAGUCCCCGAUCCCGGUGACCCGCAUCGGCUCGGACCCUCACUUGAACCGGCAGCUGCAGGACGCUUCUCGCCAGGCCCUCCUCGAGGAGAGGGAGGACCUGCAGGAAGCCGUGAGCAGCCACGGGUCAGGGGGCCGCUCGGCCAGAACCACUGCCUCAACCUCAGCCUCGGCUUCACACGCAACCGCCGCCGCGGCCGCCGCCACCAUGCCCGUCACGCAGGCCCGGGCGGCGGGGGUGCCAAACGGGUUCCACUUCACCCUCGGGGUCAGCUCGGUGUCCGGGCCCGGGAGCAGAGGGACGGGAAGUCUCAGGGAGAGGGAUGACGAGGACUGGUGCUAACCUGGUGGAACAAUGAGUGGAGCGAUGAGUUGUAAAGUGCUGGUGCCGAGUCCGGGGGUUCGAUUCCGAGGGAAAACGCCAGAGGAAAGAGCUGUAAAAGGGGAUCAGAAAUCAUUCCAGCGUUGUAGUGUUACUCUCCUUUUUUAUAUAUCAAGAAAAGACUCUGAAGACGUUUUGUAUCCCCGUGACUUGCACUGAAAUCAAAGCACAUGUGAAGACCCUCAAGUAUUUUUGCCUUGGCCAGUAAAAUCAGUGUUGGAGCAGAAGACAAAAGCCAAAAUUCCCUUAUUCAAAAAAAAAAACUACAACCUCAUUCCUGGUGUCAACAACGUUUUUAUCAUUAUUGUUCGUUUUGUUUACUUUUGCCAUGUCGGUUCGACAAGAGUUAAAAACUUGAUCAUAUUGAUGCUACCACCAAAUUAUGUUCCUCUUUUAAUUUUUUUACAUUUUAUUUCUUCUUUUUCUUCAGCUGUUCAGGGUUUUUGACCAAUUCUGACGUCAAGAGACAAUUUAUUUCGGUCUGAAAUUUCCAACACUUAAUGGACCCGGUAAUUAAUGUGACAGAAAUCACAGGGAUCGGUUCGAGCAGAAGUAGAGCCGAGUUUUAACGAUUCCGUUUUUUUUGGGUAAAUCGAACCAGAUGUAGAUUUAGGGACUAGAUCAUUUUCUGACUUCAUGUGGCUGAAAACCAAGUGCCUCGUUUUCCCAGGUGGACUGAGACGCCCCCUGGCUGUGGGCUGAGGUGAGACAAGCGGCCGGAACACAAAGCUGCUUGUUGGUUGAAUCUGGUUUAAAGGACAGAAUGCAAAAAAAAAACAACACACUAACAAAACACUUUUUUUGUACUAAAAAAUGUUGUGGUAGGUAAAUCAGAUGCAAAGUAAGCAAAUGUAGUGCAUGCAGGGUCUUGAACAUGUCAAAAAAAUAGUGUCUGUACUUUUGCUUCAGGAUGUGUGGUAAGUAUUUGCCUUUCUCUUUCAAACACACUAACACUACGUUGGUAGAAAUCGUCUCUAAAUCGAGGAAAGUGCCAUUUUUUUUGAUCGAUAAUAAUCCAGUAUAUGUCACCUCUGCCAUAUUUGCCCAGAUCCCACGGGUUCUCCUUCUCCUCCUCCCCUCUUUCCAACGAGAGCAGUAUUGUGCGAGGGUGUUUGUCGGCGACGGCAACGAGUUGUGUUGUUGCUGCUGACUGUUGACUUCACGUAGGGCUAUGCAACAAGACGACACUUCAUCUGCCCUGUAGCUUUAACCCUCUGGAAUCUCCAGGUUCAGGCUUUAGUGCGACUGUGACCAAAUUUUACAUUUUAACGUGUGAAGAGUUGUAAAUUGUAAAUAUUUCAUAUGUGAUGUACAGAAAACACACAAAGUCGUAUGGAAGCUCACGCGUGUUUUUGAGGUUUGGAAGGUUGACUGCAUGACGCCGGAUAGAAACCGCCCCAGAUAUAAAGCUGUGUUCUCUCCAGACUUGGGUCUAGU